GCAUUGGGUACCUGAAGGCUGUUUCAUUUAUAAAGCUACACAAGUGCAAAAUAAUUAGGGUUUAGCACAAACAUCGUCGUUUCAGCAGCGGAACCCUAAUCAGGAGGCGCGCAGCUCCAACAUUCAUCAACCAUGGGUCGUAUGCACAGUCGCGGUAAGGGUAUUUCAUCCUCUGCUUUACCAUACAAGAGGACACCACCAAGUUGGCUCAAGAUCUCCACACAAGAUGUUGAAGAAACCAUUUGCAAGUUUGCAAAGAAGGGUUUGACCCCAUCUCAGAUCGGUGUUAUUCUUCGUGACUCUCAUGGAAUCGCUCAGGUCAAGAGUAUCACUGGAAGCAAAAUCCUUCGUAUCCUCAAAGCUCACGGACUUGCACCUGAAAUUCCAGAGGAUCUGUACCAUUUGAUCAAGAAGGCAGUUUCUAUUAGGAAGCAUCUUGAGAGGAACAGGAAGGACAAGGACUCUAAGUUCAGGUUGAUUCUUGUGGAGAGCAGAAUCCACCGUCUUGCUCGUUAUUACAAGAAGACUAAGAAGCUCCCACCAGUCUGGAAGUAUGAAUCAACAACUGCCAGCACCCUGGUUGCUUAGAGGAUGCGCUGAUUUUCAUGUGAUGCUACUUUGUAGUACCAUCUGUAGUUUUUUUGGUUGUCUAGAUAGUUUAUGUGGUACCUGUUUUGCUAAGAAUCUAUUGUGAGAUUGCGAAAGGCACUUGAACUAGUUAAUUUAUUUAUCAAUGUCUCGUCCAUUUUUUUUUAAUAUACUAUUGGAGAACUAGCUGUUGUCGUUGGAAGACGUGGCUGACUUCAGUUUUUGGUUUGACUUUUAAUUACAUGUUCCAUAUCUGAAAUCUUUAGAGAAAACUCAUUUUGCUGCAGUUGAAUUGAAGGAUACAUUUAUCGUCUA
Molecule: messenger RNA, 903 nt
Organism: Cicer arietinum (chickpea)
Lineage: Eukaryota; Viridiplantae; Streptophyta; Magnoliopsida; Fabales; Fabaceae
Product: small ribosomal subunit protein uS15
Biological process (GO): translation
Cellular component (GO): nucleolus; cytosolic small ribosomal subunit; ribosome
Molecular function (GO): structural constituent of ribosome; small ribosomal subunit rRNA binding
Source: RefSeq, a predicted model, not a curated record